Messenger RNA from Zerene cesonia (dogface butterfly), 1888 nucleotides. It is a transcript of the gene ND-49, whose product is annotated as NADH-ubiquinone oxidoreductase 49 kDa subunit. Gene Ontology annotation, molecular function: NADH dehydrogenase (ubiquinone) activity; quinone binding; NAD binding. The record is from RefSeq and is a predicted model, not a curated record. Gene Ontology annotation, biological process: mitochondrial electron transport, NADH to ubiquinone. The transcript has 10 exons. The coding region runs from base 65 to 1465 and encodes 466 amino acids. Lineage: Eukaryota; Metazoa; Arthropoda; Insecta; Lepidoptera; Pieridae.
CUUUAGAUAUCAUAACAAAACCAUACGUCAUCAUUCCGUGAUACGAAGCGCAGUCCCUGCAAUAAUGGCUUCGUUGGUAAAUGUUUUGCUGCGAAAAUCCGCCCAUUUAAACCCCUCUAAAGGGCUUUUAAAGAAUUUACCAGCAAUUUACAAUGUGAAUCAAGACCGCAAAGGCCAUAGAUGGCACCCAGAUCCAGAUUUCAUCAAGCAGUUUGAGGGACCGGUGAUGUUCCAUGAAGAACUCGGAAGGGAACUGGCUCACCCACCAUAUUCUGGUGUGGUGACACCAACGGAGAAGCAAGUCAAGAACAUGAUCAUCAACUUUGGGCCGCAGCACCCGGCCGCUCACGGGGUGUUGCGUCUCGUCUUAGAAUUGGACGGAGAGACAGUCCGCGGCGCAGACCCCCACAUAGGUCUACUGCACCGCGGCACAGAGAAGCUAAUCGAAUACAAGACGUACACGCAAGCGCUGCCAUACUUCGACCGUCUCGACUACGUUUCCAUGAUGUGCAACGAACAGUGCUACAGCUUGGCCGUGGAGAAACUGCUCAAUAUCGACAUACCGCUGCGCGCGAAGUACAUCAGGACUCUCUUCGCCGAGAUCACGCGUAUCUUGAACCACAUCAUGGCUGUCGGUUGUCACGCGUUGGACGUCGGUGCGCUGACUCCCUUCUUCUGGCUCUUCGAGGAGAGAGAGAAGAUGAUGGAGUUCUAUGAGCGAGUGAGCGGCGCUAGAAUGCACUCCGCUUAUGUUCGGCCUGGUGGUGUUUCGUUGGACAUGCCGCUAGGUCUGAUGGACGACAUUUACGAGUUCGCGAGCAAGUUCGGCGAGCGGCUCGACGAGGUCGAGGACGUUCUGACAACGAACAGGAUCUGGGUGCAGAGGACCAAGGAUAUCGGUAUCGUGUCCGCUCAGGACGCGCUUAAUUACGGUUUCAGCGGGGUAAUGCUCCGGGGCUCCGGCAUCAAGUGGGACCUGCGCAAGACGCAGCCCUACGACGCGUACCACCUGGUCGACUUCGAUGUGCCCAUCGGCACCAACGGCGACUGUUACGACAGAUACUUGAUACGCGUGGAGGAAAUGCGUCAAUCCCUCCGGAUAAUCGAGCAGUGCCUCAACCAAAUGCCGGCCGGCGAGGUGAAGACGGACGACGCCAAGCUGACCCCCCCUUCCAGGGAGGAAAUGAAGACGUCGAUGGAAGCCCUGAUCCACCACUUCAAGCUGUUCACACAGGGUUAUCAAGUGCCACCUGGAUCGACCUACACCGCCAUUGAGGCGCCGAAGGGCGAGUUCGGGGUCUACCUGGUCUCCGAUGGCAGUUCCAAGCCUUAUAGGUGCAAGAUCAAGGCGCCCGGCUUCGCUCACCUCGCGGCUCUAGAGAAAGUCGGCAAAAACCUCAUGUUGGCCGACAUUGUUGCGAUUAUCGGAACUCUUGAUGUUGUAUUCGGCGAAAUUGACCGAUAAACACCGUGCCGGUCGAAAUUGGGCCGGUAAUAGUGGCUGAAGAUGUAAGCAAAAGUGAUUAGAGAUCGUAAAAAUAAGAUGCCCAAAUUUCAUUAAUAGGGAGGUUGAAAAUCUUGAAAUUUCACUUUAGAUCUGCAUUGCCUUGUAAUCUCAUAUUAAUAUAUAUACAUGUUUUAAAGUUGAAACUGUAUGAAAAUAUAAAUUUAUCUAAAUAUAUAGAAAUGUGUCUAAAAUUUUUGUUUACAUUUUUGCUACUUGUAUCUCAACAUACGUUUUUGUUAAAGUUUAUAAGAUCAAUGACUCUGAUAAUAGAAAAAUAAAUCAAUGUAGAUUGUACAUUAUUAAGUUUAAGUAAUAAAUUAUUAAGCAAACACUUGUUUAAUGAUAUUGUUUUAUUUCCCGUAGAAUAAAAUUAUGUUUUAA